GGCAGAGAAGGAGGAGAGAGAGAGCAGCAUUUGCAGGACAACUCCUACCACUGGUGUCAUUGGGAAACCUUUGAGUAGAUGAGAUGGUGGAGUAAUGCGGGGACUGGACACAGAGGCGAAUCCUCAGAUGCUGCACUGAACAGUACAGUAAGUGGACGAUUAUUGUUGCUUGUUAUCUGGAGCUUGUACUUGUAGGCUGCAGUGUUGGCCGGUGCUGCAAAGAGCCAGACAGAAUAAUUAAACUUUGCAGAGGCAGAAUCGUUACUUUCUAAGUCUUGGAUUUAGUUUGAAUGCUUUAAAUCAAUAAUGACUGCUGGAAAAUCUUUGACAUUCACCACAAUGUGUUUGUGCAUGCUGGGGUUCAGUAACGCAUUUGAAUUCCAGGCUGAACCUUCCAAGGUCAGCAUGAUGUGCAUAUGUACUCUAUGUCACACAUGCAUGACUAACUCAUAUGUAAUAUGCAAUUUAUUCCCUGUCAUAUGUCUUCUGCCGUUUAUGUGUAUUCUGACAGCAUCAGUUGGCCCGACUUUUACAAACCAGGCAUUUAUUUGCCUGUUAUGAGUCGGGAGCACGGGAACCAGAUGGAGGCUGUUGAUCUUGUUAGAGAGGUAGAUGUGAGAGGACUAUUACCUGGAUCACAGCAAACACAUGCACACAUGCACACCAAUGCCCACAUGCAUGUGUACACAAACACACAGGCAUGCAAACACACACAGCUUCAUGCAGUCUGCCGUUCACUGAGACGUGCUCUUUACACAUGCUGCUCUUAAAGUUAUUAAAUCUUGAAGAAUUGUUGCAUCGAACAGCUUGUUGCAGCUACUGUGUAUGAUCUAUUAAGGAAGCUGACAUUAGUUUGUUGAUAGGUUUAUGUUGUUCUAUAGUUUAGAAUGCACUCUUACCUUCCAGCUCAUGCAGUUAGAGAAGGGUGCAGGUAAAUAGGUGUGAGACAAUCUUAAACUCACUAGUUUCCAUACAGACUCUGAUUGCAUAUGUUAGGCACGGUGCAUUAUGUAGUGAGCGCUGACCUGUAAUGUUAAUGAUUGACCAGGCCUGGAACACUCAAACUACAAAACCCGGUUGCUAAGAGCCUGAAGAGAUAGCUUAGGUUACAUGUCCAAGGACUGAUGUGUACAUGUAAGUAUAAAUACAGGAGGCACAUAUGCAGAGAAAUGAAAAUCCUAUGGACAUUUAGAAACCUUUUCAUGCAAUUCACCAAAAUCUCAGGUCUAAUUUGUUCAACUUUGCAUCUUUGGUAAAACUAUUCAUUAGCAACGAUCGCUGCGAUUGUGCACUGAAUUUAAAGUGAGAGAAUUUAAAUGCACACUCACAUUUCCCCGUUCCUGUCACUGGGCUGUGAACCUGUGUUCUCAUGCAGCCGGCGCAGUAGAGGCUUGUCCGUGCCCCUGAAAAGAUGGUGGGACUGAGAAACCGCUCUUCAUGGGAGCCACUGCUGCUCAAGGCCUCCUGCAUCAAGUCCUGCGCCAACGGCUGCUCCCUGGGCAUCACCGCAAACCUCACUUAUGCCAACGCUGACGUAGAGUCUGUAGAUGGGGUGUUUGUGUACCCUCUCGGGGAGAGGGAGGUUGUGGUGGACUUCGAGGCCUCCAUUGCGGGUCGACUGGUGGCCGUCCAGAUACAGAGCCGGGGGAAGCUGAAGGACUGCUGUUUGGAUUGCUGCCCUUUAUCCGGUCUUGAGGGCCACUGUGGGAACGGCCGGGAGUGGGGCUGCUGUGGCAGCUCCAGCCAUGACAUUCAGUGCACCAACGGGCAUCUCAUCCUGGACGAAGACCUCGAGAGAACCACCUUCAUCGUGAGCACAGGGCUCAUCAGCCCCAUGGAUAUAGUGUCCAUCAUCAUAAGCACCACACUCGAACUCCCCACGUUAGAAAAUGGAGCGAUCCACAUCGUCUACCCUUCAUUACUGACUCCUGUCGUCACUGGCCAGAUGACACAGAGCAAGAGUGAAAUUGGGGGGAAAUUAGAAGAAACAGGAGCAACCAGCUGUUUUGGUGCCACCUCAGGAAAACAGGGCCGUGUGCUGGACUCCGAGCAGCAGUGUGCCCACGCCAUCUUCACCAGUCCAGCUGCCAACCUGGCACCUUAUGAACUCAACUUCCAGCUGCUUGUCAGAGGGGCCUGCCUGCUGGCCGGGCUGGAGAGCCCCACUCACGCUCUGAGGGCAGAUGCAGACCCCAGCGCCCAAAGUGCCUCUGCCACCUACAUCACCUUGGCUCAGGAGCAUCCAUACGACAGACACAUAGAGAUCAUUCUGCACCUCAGUGAACCUCACAGCCCACUGGUCAUCUUAGAGAGAGGCAGACUCUCCUUCAGCCAGUAUGAGCAGCUGAUCCAUUCCCGUCGGGAUUUCAUUCGCUGCAGCCGCAAAGAUUCAGAGCCCGAGAGGAAGCUGGAUUUUGUGAGGAAGCGGCAUCACAAGGACAUUCUGAGCAGCCCCGUCCUGAUGCUCAACUUCUGUCCUGACUUGCUGCGUGAACCUCUGGAGCUGCACAAGGCCACCAGAGAGCUGCUGUUCCUCGUGGACCGCAGCGGCAGCAUGAGUGGCACCAACAUCCAUCGUGUUAAGGAGGCCAUGGUGGUGGCACUGAAGAGUCUCCCCUCCGGCACCAUUCUCAACAUCGUGGGCUUUGGCACCACCAUCAAGCCGCUGUUCACCUCCAGCAAGCUCUGCACUGAUGUCACUCUCAUGCAGGCCUAUGAAUAUGUCCAAAGGAUGAGAGCUGACAUGCGAGGCACCAACCUCCUGGGGGCACUGUCCUGGGUGUACCAGCAGCCCAUGCAGCGCUCCUAUCCUCGCCAGGUCUUCAUCAUCACGGAUGGGUCCAUUGGUAAUGUGGCCAAAGUGCUGGAGCUGGUCCGCAGAAACACGUGCGCUGGCAGAUGCUUUGGUCUGGGCCUGGGUCCUCGAGUCUGCAGGAGACUCCUGCAGGGCGUCGCCAAGUUAACAGGCGGCACAACAGAGUUCUUAGAUGAUGAGGAGAGACUCCAGCCCAAGUUUAUCAAGUCUCUGAAAAAGGCCUUCGAACCGGUGCUGACUGACGUUCGGAUUGACUGGUACCUGCCAGACAACAUGGAGGCCCUUCUUUCACCCAAUGAAAUCCCUCCACUCUACACCGGCAAUCGUCUCAUUGGAUAUUGCACGCUGUACGAUAUGACAGGUUUCAAAUCCAAAAAGACUGAGACUCAAGGACGAGGCUAUAAAAGUGUGAAACGAGGCUCCACUGGUUCGGUUUUCGGCCAAUCAAAUGACGAGCAUUCGCCUCCCUCGCGCUCCGAACUAAUGCCUGUGGUGACGUGUGCAGAGGGAGCCGACCUGGAGGAGGCACUGAGGGAGAUCUCCAGAGAAAUCUCCACUGAGUUCUCCUGUGCCAAAGACAUAGACCCUGGCACCAGCCCUGGUGUGGAGCUAAACAGGUCCAGUGACGUGAGGAGGAGGAUUCAGGAGAGCUCCUACAUCCAGGAGCAGUACGUCCUCACUCGCUGCUCUCUCAGCAGUGAGCGGAGUCUACAGACACAGUCCCACUCAGCAGGGGCGGCGUUUCUGCCCGACCCUCAGUCCUCUGAUUCCUUGCUGGACACAGGGUCUUUACCUCAAGGCCUUGAGAGGAUCCCUCCUCUGGAUAAGAGAUCAUCUUUGUCUCGGUGGGCCGACGCUGCAUGGCAACAAAACCUCUCCCUUGAAACCCCUGAUAAUGGAGCAAAGAAGGCCGUGCGCCUGGAUGGAGGUGAGGAACCUCGUAGGAGACAAAAAGCUUUGGCUCGUUCAACCAUGGCAGCACGAAGUUUCUCGUCCCCCCAAGGCGAGCUGGAGAUGCAUCGCCUGCGGAGAGCUCUGGAGAGGGUCUCCUUCGACCAGACGCUGGGAGGGAGGCUGGACGAGAGUGAUGGGGAGACAAAGCCCCCAUCAGGAGGGACACUGUCCCGCAGAAGCCUCACUGACUCUAAUGGACUCCUGUUCCCUGCCUCUCCUUUGGACUGGGACAGCUUCACAGAUCCGGAGUACCUCUUCUCAGCAGCUCACCUGGAGGAUCCUCCUCCAGGUCAGUGCCGCUCGCUCAUUCACGGCAUGCUCAGCGGCAGGCCUGUAUCCUGGGAGGUCAGUGUUGACCUGGGGCACCUCUGGAACCCUGAGGGCCAGGAGACACCAGGAGGAGCUGAGGGAGAUGGAGGAGGAGGAGGGGAAGAAGAAAGAGGGGAAGAUCCGUGGGAGGAGAUCAUUCACCAACUGACAGCUCGCUCAGUUAUAAGAGACUUUGAGAAGAUGGCAGAGAAGGAGAGCGACAGUGGACAUGGUUCAGCUAAGCGAUACCGUAUGAAGGCCAUCCAGACCAGCAAGAACUGUAACAUCAUCUGCAUGUACACAGCCUUCUCUACCACUGACAGCAACACCAACAAAGGCUUACCAGACAGCACGGAUGUCAAAAACACAGGGAUGCAUUCGGGGAACAGGAGUUCGCAGUCAGAUAGCCACAGGCAGACCUAUUCUGUGGGUCUGGGCCGACGGCGUUCCAGUAGGGACAGUGAGGAGAUGGACGACAACUGGAACUCUACAGGUGUAGGGGGUAGCUGCCACUCUGCUACAGCCCCGGCAAUAUCAGGCACCUCGUGCACUCGCUCACAGCGAUCCAUAGAGAGCAAGUCAAUGGAAAGCUUCUUUGGAUCCAGGUUCCCCCUGGGCAGGUUCAGGUCCUCCAUCUCAUCAGGAAAGCAGGUCCCUCUCAAGUCUCACUGUUUGUCUGCAGAGACUGAGACACAGCCUGAAACUGCAGCACCGGACUACCUGCCCCUGGUGCAUCUGCAGCUGGCUUCUGGAGCUUUUCUGCUGACAGAGACCUACUCAAACUGUGUCCAGAUCCCCCUGGACCGCCUCAAUAGGGCUUCACCAUACAGCCUCCACCGCCGCAGCCUCAGCCCACCUUUCCGUUGUGCAUCUCCCAGUGCUCCAUCUUUAUCCACAUCUGCAAAGCCUCCCUCCAGUCACAAUGUUACCUCCUCUCCUACCUACUGCGUCUUCGCCAAAACUGUACCGCCCUUCCACCACACUCCAGACGACACUCCUCUGAUGCUGGAACCAAGGCUUCGCCGGAGACACCUGUCUGACCGAGACUGUGUCACCUCACACCCUGACCUCCCCAGCUUCGAGGAAGGCCUCUACCAGAGUCAGAGGUACGGCCAGGCCGAUAGCGGUCGCGGAUCAGAGACAGACGUAUAUGAGGGCUCUUCAGUAGAUCCAGCUGACCUCCAAGUGAGCUGCCAGUUGGCCCUAGAGGACCUGGAGGGCUCGAGCUGGGCCACAGCUGUUGCGCUCGCUUGGCUCGAGCACCGCUGUGCCGGCUACUUCAUGGAGUGGGAGCUGGUGGCAGCAAAAGCGGACUUCUGGCUGCGCUGCCAGGCGCUGCCUGAGGGAGUGGACUUGGCAGGCCUGAAGGGAGCUGCCAGACAGCUGUUCCUGCUGCUGCGCCACUGGGACGAGAACAUCAAACUUAACAUGCUGUGUUACAACCCCAACAACAUGUGAGACAAUCACCUCUGAGGGAACUGAGCCAAAUCUACUAAUCUGCAUACUCAAUUCAUAUCAAUGACUCUAAAGUGGCAUAGGUGUGAAUGUCAUUGAGAUGUACUUGUCUCUGUAUGUUAGCCCCUUUAAUACGGUGGCGACCUGUCCAUGUUGCAACCUGCGCAAUGCCUGCGCAAUGUCAACCUGUACCUCAAAGGAUAAGUGGUAUUGAUAAUGGAUGGAUGGAUGAUAUAUUUUCUGAUGUGAGAACAGAUAUUAAUGUAAAAUGUUCUUUACCUGACAUCUGGCCUUUUGUUAUAAAAAUGCUUUAUGCAAUCACAAAAAUGCCUUGAUCACCAGAAUGGAGCUUUGGUUAGUAUAAGUUGAAGCUUCUCGUUUGUAUGUUCUUACUUCAUAAUCAGUGAGUAUCACAUCGAAAUAUGAUCAUUAGGAUUAUUAUUUGAUAAACUACAGAAAUAUUACUUUAAAUAAUUAACUUAUUGAUGGGAAAUAC
Messenger RNA from Platichthys flesus (European flounder), 6029 nucleotides. It is a transcript of the gene vwa5b2, whose product is annotated as von Willebrand factor A domain containing 5B2. NCBI's taxonomy places the organism in Eukaryota, Metazoa, Chordata, Actinopteri, Pleuronectiformes, Pleuronectidae. The record is from RefSeq and is a predicted model, not a curated record. The transcript has 20 exons. Bases 1412 to 5536 code for a protein of 1374 amino acids.